Molecule: messenger RNA, 1874 nt
Organism: Eutrema salsugineum
Lineage: Eukaryota; Viridiplantae; Streptophyta; Magnoliopsida; Brassicales; Brassicaceae
Product: DUF21 domain-containing protein At4g14240
Exons: 12
Coding region: 145-1629 (494 amino acids)
Biological process (GO): magnesium ion homeostasis
Cellular component (GO): intracellular membrane-bounded organelle
Source: RefSeq, a predicted model, not a curated record
AGACCAAGACAAAGGCCGUGUCUUGCACAGAAUCACAGAUACAGAGUCUAUCAUCAUUUUAAGGUUCGAAAGUAAUCAAUUAUCAGAGUCUCUUCUUCUCUAUUGGCUUUUGAAUCUCUCUUUUGGAGGAUCUGAAGAAGGGAAAUGCAUCUGAUUAAUGCGGUGGCUGCGGCGAGGAUGUUGUCCGGAUUCGGACAAUCUAACGGCACCAACGGAGGCGAAUCGAUCCCGUUUGGAUCACCGUGGUGGUUCAUCUACGCCGGCGUUUCUUGUUUUCUCGUUCUCUUCGCCGGAAUUAUGUCUGGUCUCACUUUGGGGCUUAUGUCUCUCGGUCUCGUCGAGCUUGAGAUUCUCCAACGCAGUGGCACUCCUAACGAGAAGAAACAAGCCUCUGCGAUUUUCCCGGUUGUUCAGAAACAGCAUCAGCUUUUAGUGACACUGCUUCUCUGCAAUGCUGUUGCAAUGGAGGGUCUUCCUAUAUACUUGGAUAAGUUAUUCAAUGAAUACGUUGCUAUUAUUCUUUCGGUCACUUUCGUUCUUGCUUUUGGUGAGGUUAUUCCUCAAGCGAUAUGCACGAGGUAUGGACUCGCCGUUGGAGCGAAUUUCGUCUGGCUUGUCCGCAUUUUGAUGAUUCUCUGCUACCCGAUUGCAUUUCCUAUCGGCAAGGUCUUGGAUUUGGUGUUGGGACAUAAUGACGCUUUGUUUAGACGGGCUCAGUUGAAAGCUCUUGUAUCCAUUCACAGCCAAGAGGCUGGCAAGGGAGGUGAACUUACGCACGAUGAGACCACAAUCAUAAGCGGAGCACUUGAUUUGACCGAGAAGACUGCACAGGAAGCCAUGACGCCGAUUGAAUCGACCUUCUCCUUGGAUGUAAAUUCAAAGCUGGAUUGGGAAGCUAUGGGUAAGAUUCUUGCACGAGGCCAUAGCCGUGUCCCUGUCUACUCUGGAAAUCCAAAAAAUGUUAUCGGUCUUCUCCUGGUAAAGAGUCUACUUACUGUUCGCCCUGAGACAGAGACCCUUGUCAGUGCAGUUUGUAUACGGAGAAUUCCAAGGGUUCCAGCUGAUAUGCCACUGUAUGAUAUACUGAAUGAGUUUCAAAAAGGAAGCAGUCACAUGGCUGCAGUUGUCAAGGUCAAGGGUAAAAACAAAGUUCCUCCUUCAACACUGCUCGAAGAAAACACUGAAGAAAGCAAUGCCUCGGAUUUGACUGCGCCUCUGUUGCUAAAACGAGAAGGAAACCACGACAAUGUCGUUGUCCAAAUCGACAAGGCUAAUAGACAAUUGAUGUUUCAAAGCAACGAGGCUGUGCCACACGGGUUCUCGCAUACUUCAGAAGAUAUAGAGGAUGGGGAAGUCAUAGGUAUCAUCACUUUGGAAGAUGUGUUUGAAGAGCUUUUGCAGGAAGAGAUUGUUGAUGAAACAGAUGAAUAUGUUGACGUACAUAAAAGGAUUCGAGUAGCUGCAGCAGCGGCUGCUUCAUCAAUAGCUAGAGCUCCUUCAAGCCGGAGGUUGAUUGCACAAAAGGGAGCUGGAGGACAGAAUAAGCAACCACAGACGAUGAAAGGUUCUGGUCAGGAACAGGAUAAAUUUCUUGGAACUAUAACCGAGCCUAGUCGAGGAAACAAAUGAUGCUAAGAAUCGUUCUUGUGUUCUUGCUUGAGGAGCCAAAAACUCUGUUACGGUAUAUGAAAGGAACAGAGAAUAAAUUUAAAAGAUCCAUUUGGGUAACACUCAUACUAUCCAUCUUAUUAUCAUACAUAUACAUAAAUCAGCAAAAAGCAAACGGUUCGUCCCAAAUUUUGAAGAUGUUUUGUCUACUGAGAUGUAUGUGUACGUUUUUGUAAUUUAUUCAAUAACUUAAUUCUUUUUUUGUU